Molecule: messenger RNA, 312 nt
Organism: Prunus armeniaca (apricot)
Lineage: Eukaryota; Viridiplantae; Streptophyta; Magnoliopsida; Rosales; Rosaceae
Source: the annotation of a GenBank genome assembly
AUGGUUUAUAUAACUUCCUGGGAUGAAUUCGUCGACAGAUCCGUACAGCUUUUCCGUGCCGAUCCCGAAUCUACGCGAUAUGUGAUGAAGUACAGGCAUUGCGAUGGGAAAUUGGUUCUCAAAGUCACUGAUAAUAAAGAGUGUCUGAAAUUUAAAACAGAUCAGGCACAGGAUGCAAAGAAGAUGGAAAAACUUAACAAUGUAUUCUUCACUUUGAUGUCCAGGGGUCCAGAAGUGGAUCCUGCAGAAGUUACCGGGAAAGACCAGAUGGAUGCACAGCCAACCAAGAAAGGAAGGGGAAGGAAACAAUAG